AUUCACUGAGACGAGACAUUUUGGACACUUCACCUCAAACUCUCCACCGAAAUGGUUUAGAUAAGGAACGCAUCAAAGAAGUAAAGAACAGGCCUCAGAGUAAAUGGAAGAGAAACUAUCCUCUGUGGCAAAGACCUUUACCCCAUCACCCAUUCAAGAACUUUCUCAUCUUGCUCAACGAUGCAACGCUAUCAACCUUGCUGAAGGCUUCCCAGACUUCCCUGCACCUUCUCAUAUAAAAAACGCAGCUGUUUCUGCCAUUAAUUCAGACUUCAACCAGUACAGGCAUGUGCAAGAAAUAUGUGACCACUUGGCAAAGAUAGUGAAGAACAUGCAUGGUUUGGAUGUCAACCCACUUACUGAUAUAGCUAUUUGCUGUGGCCAAACCGAGGCAUUUGCAGCAGCAGUGUUUGCAAUCAUAGACCGAGGUGAUGAAGUUGUACUUUUUGACCCUUCAUAUGAAACAUACGAAGGAUGUAUUGCCAUGGCAGGGGGAGUCCCAGUAUUUGUGGCACUUGAUCCUCCUCAUUGGACCUUGGAUCCAAACAAACUCAUGAAGUCUAUUACUGGGAGAACAAAAGCUAUUGUAUUGAACAGUCCUCAGAAUCCUACCGGCAAAGUUUUCACUAAAGAUGAACUAGAGAUUAUUGCUGGAAUAUGCCGCACAAGGGAUUGCCUAGCUAUAACAGAUGAAGUAUAUGAACAUAUAACAUUUGACAAUGAGAAACACAUAUCCCUUGCCUCAUUUCCAGGAAUGCAAGAGCGAACUAUAAUCACAUCAUCCUUGUCUAAAACUUUUAGUGUUACAGGUUGGAGGGUUGGAUGGGCAAUUGCUCCAGCUUUUAUCACCUCUGCAAUCAGAAACAUACAUGUUAAAAUCACAGAUUCUGCUCCAGCGCCUUUCCAGGAAGCUGCCUUGACUGCUUUGAGAAGCCCCCCAGAAUACUUUGAAUCAUUGAGAAGAGAUUAUGAAGCAAAAAGAGAUUACAUUGUCAAGUUGCUUGCUGGGGUUGGUUUUAAGAUUCUGUUUAAGCCUCAGGGUUCAUUUUUUUUAUUUGCAGAGAUUCCUGAAAAUUGCCCCCUUUCUGAUUUAGAAUGUGUAAAAGAAUUGAUACAGCAGGCGGGAGUAGUGGCCGUUCCAGGUCGUGGAUUUUUUCAUACAAAUUUAUCCUUGAAGAAAUCUUCUGAGGUAGAUCAUAGCUAUCAGAAAAGAUACAUCAGGUUUGCUUUCUGUAAGAGUAAUGCUACUUUGGCUGCAGCCGCACAAAAGCUUUUGCAUUCCAAAGGUCUCAAGCUUCAUUCUAUUCAUAAAAGGGAUGCUUGAUAUUUGGUUUGUUUUAACUGAGGAAAUAUAAGUGUGACAGGGAUUAAAUGAAAAGUGAUUCAGCCAAGAAAAGAGAUUUAAAUUCAGAGUA
Messenger RNA from Quercus robur (English oak), 1415 nucleotides. RefSeq lists its product as uncharacterized. The record is from RefSeq and is a predicted model, not a curated record. Gene Ontology annotation, biological process: biosynthetic process. NCBI's taxonomy places the organism in Eukaryota, Viridiplantae, Streptophyta, Magnoliopsida, Fagales, Fagaceae. The transcript is spliced from 9 exons. Gene Ontology annotation, molecular function: pyridoxal phosphate binding; L-kynurenine:2-oxoglutarate transaminase activity. Bases 104 to 1324 code for a protein of 406 amino acids. Gene Ontology annotation, cellular component: cytoplasm.